AUGGCGGGACAGGUGUUCGAAUUUGCGGACGACGAUCACGUUCUGCAGUACAAGCUGGCCGCGCCCAUCGGAAGCGGCAGUUUUGGGCAGGUGUGGGAGGCCAGCCAGUGGAGCGACGGCCGCUCCACCCACCGCGCGGUGGCCGUGAAAAUCACGGAGCACAUCCUGGACACCGGCACGGAUAAGGCGCAAUUGCGGCGGGACAUUGAGGAUAAAUUGCGCCGGAUACGCAGCAUCCGCAGCGACAACGUUAUCACGUAUUAUCACGCUCGCGUCGACGAUGCGUACGGUCUACUGGAUCCGAUUCUGCAGACCAUCAUCGUCAUGGAAUACUGCACCUUUGGGACGCUGGACACGGUAAUCCGCAGCGCACCGCUCCCCAACGACGAGAUUAAGGACCUCCUCCAGCAGAUCCUGACCGGCGUGGUGGCCAUCCACGCCCACAAGAUCAUCCACGGCGACCUGAAGCCGGCCAACAUUGUUCUGGCCCACGACACCAGCGCCCCUUCCACCGGCGCGCUAAACUCACCGACCUGGACGACCACCUCGCCCUGCUGA
Paramacrobiotus metropolitanus is the source of this 558-nucleotide messenger RNA. RefSeq lists its product as uncharacterized. Gene Ontology annotation, molecular function: ATP binding; protein serine/threonine kinase activity. Bases 1 to 558 code for a protein of 185 amino acids. NCBI's taxonomy places the organism in Eukaryota, Metazoa, Tardigrada, Eutardigrada, Parachela, Macrobiotidae. Gene Ontology annotation, biological process: peptidyl-serine phosphorylation; autophagy. The transcript has 2 exons. The record is from RefSeq and is a predicted model, not a curated record. Gene Ontology annotation, cellular component: cytoplasm.